AUGUUGGCGGAGCAACACAACAAUAUUAAAUGAACACUGUUGCACUUCUUGCAGCUGGUGCAAGAGCAAGAGCCACCUCCUCGUCCCCUUUCUUGCUACUCCUGCAGUGCCGUAGUUAAUCCUCUGAAAAAUGCAUUCCUGUCGGCAUCUGUGCAAAAGGUAGCGUCUCGGAUUCCCGAAGCGCUUGAAAGUACGCACGGCUGGCACUUCAAUGUUGCGGUUGUUUUCGGACCUCCGGGACCUUGGCUUCAAGAAAUCCCCGGCCCUGGUGGUCCGUAGCUUCGAGUGCUUAGACGCCAAUUUCUCAGCGGGCAUGGUACUCACGCCGUCGCCCGACCGGGUGCGAGGGUGUUUCUGCAGGGGUUGUUGCAGGCCAAUUUGCAAUGUUUUUUGUGGCGCGUCUCGGACGGCUGACCGCAAGACACCUCAACCGGCCUGAGUCUAGCGCUGUGGCCGGCAUUGCUGGCCUUCGCGGUUAGGCGCCAGAAUUAGAGCGCAUCACGCUGGGCUGUGUUUUACCCUGGCCCCGGUUUUUCUCUUACGCUUGGUUUCAGUGUGUUUUGCCCCAGUGCCUCUCUGACAUUCUCCGCCCGGCCCUCUUUCUGGGGGCGGCGCUUUCAUUCUGCUUGGAGCCUCACGCGCCGUUUGAGUGCGGCGAGCCCCGAUGCGUUGACGGCCAGCCAAAGGUCUUGGAUUUGCAUCCGAGCAACCAUGAGGGCAAGUGCCGGCCUCCCGGGAAAUAGCCUCUGCGGGUAGUCCUUGGGGGUUCAAGAAUGGGGUAUCCGACAUUUUGCUCCGAUGCAUUUUUCUCCAUCGUGAUUCGCUUCAGAAAAAAACGCAUCGGAGCAGUUUUUGUCGAGGUUCUUGUUAGAUGUAUUACACAACAUUGGAUCUCGUCCAAUCUGCUCCGAUGGAGACAGCGAUGCGUUUUUCGGAUCGAAGCCCUGGGCCUUGAGUGCCUUUGGACCGCUAACGAACCUGAAGAGGUCCAUCAGGGCAACUCACGCGAGCCUGGGGGCAUUGCUCUCAGCUUUGGUGACGAAAUCGAGGAAAACAAUUCCCAGAUCCCUGAUCCGGAAAACGCAUCCGUGUCUCCAUCCGAGCAAAAUGCAUCACCAGCAAACUUGCUCCGCUGCGGUUUUCUUUUACGGAGGCACGGGUGUGCUUUUCGGAUCAGGGAUUCGAGCAAGCAAAGUAGCGAACUUGCUCUAGUGCCUUCUUUACUGCUUCGCUCUUUGUAAGACGGCUUGGUCUCUCUCCAGAUGCAUCAGAGCAACCUCGUGUCUGAUUACAAUGCGCGCGCCAAUGUCUUCAGGGCGCGUAGCUUUUUCGCACUGUGUGGCCCUGAUGAAGAGCAAGAGCCACCUCCUCGUCCCCUUUCUUGCUACUCCUGUAUUGCGCAGCAACCAGUCUCGGACUAGAGCUGUUGCUAGCAUGCUCCUCAGAUCAAUGAGAUCCAUGAACUAGGUCACAGAACACCAGUAGGUGUAGGAUGUAAAUACAGGGGUCACACUAGUAGGAUCACAGGGAUCACACAGACAGGUGCGAUCACACUAGUAGUCGCUUGAACCACGGAGGAGAGCUUGCUGCAUUUGCUGGGUUUUGGAAAAUGUCUGCUCAGGACCCUACCGGAAAUUUUCGCGCGAUGCUGACGAACCCUUUUUAUGGUUCUAGCAGUUUCUGGGUAGUGGUUUCAUUCCGCUUUGAAGCGAAGGACUCAGACUUAUUUUCAGACUUUGGGAGCAUUAGAGGCUAUAUUUCUCCUUUUCUGAUUUGUCUUGUGCGCUGGGGCGUAUUUCCUCGACCGAGUAGUCUGGUAGCCGUAUCUGCAGAAUUUCGGUUCGCGAGUGCUAGCGUCAGCAUGCGAAUAUUUUGAAAAAAGGGCACCAGAGGCAGUUGCUUGAGGAUUCUCGAUGUUGCGCAUGACAACCAGGGCUAGAAGAGAUUUCGAGUUUACAUAUUGAUAUUGCACGCAACCACUGGCAGUGGAUAUAGCCGCCUAAAUUAAAACCGUUCUGACGAUGGGAACAUCGUUCGUGGUGAAGCCACCGCAGGGGAGUGGGAGUCUAAAAAGUAGAAAACGUCUCUGCCGCCCCAGAGAUGGGAGCGCGGUUGACAUUUACUAGCCUAAGAAUAGGGAGCGAUCAUGGCCUCAGUGCUAUUGGUUUCGCUGUUUUCCCUAUUAGCCUUCACGCCUUGCUGUAUUCAGAUUACAGCCGAUGUCGAGAAGUGCGAUGGUAGCACUUCGGCCAAGUGGUAUUCUUAGCCUGGUAAAAGCACAGCCGUAAGCUUAAGCAAGAAAAGUUUCUGACGUUCAUCUGAGAGCAAGAGCCACCUCCUCGUCCCCUUUCUUGCUACCCUCUAAUAGAAUUGAUAGCCGGAAAACUUCCCCGGAGACCUUCGGGGGACAGAAGCGCGAUAAUUUGGCAAACGAAGAGCCUCUGAAAAGUAUUUUUCGAAAAGUGCAUCUGAGGCGCAUCUGAGAGCUAGGUAGCGUUUGAAAAGUGAAAAAUCAGUGAUUUUUCACUUUUUCAAAAUUUUCUGAAGUCGACGGAGCGUGCAACUCUUUCCAGGUUGACAAGUUUCGAAAAGUGGAAAUCAUUUAGAAGUGAAAAAGCACUGACUUUAUUCUACUUAUCAAUGAUUUUCAUUCUGGAAGAGUGAACGCGGCCUCGACUCGCGAAAAUUUUCAAAAAGUGAAAAAUCACUGAUUUUUCACUUUUUGAAAAGUUUCACACACUCUGAGAAACGCGGCUACGACUCCAGAGUGAAAAUUUUCAAAAAGUGAAAAAUCAGUGAUUUUCACUUUUGAAAAAUUUUCAUUUUGGAGUUCAAGCCGCGCUCACCCUUCUCAGAGUGAAAAUUUUCAAAAAGUGAAAAAUCACUGAUUUUUCACUACUCUUCUCGAAGGUACCCGUGGUCUCGAAGGCCUCCGUGGCCACGGGUACCUUCGAGAAAAGUAGUGAAAAAUCAGUGACUUUUCACUUUUGAAAAAUUUUCACUUUUGAGGCGAAGCCGCGUUUCUCAGAGUGUAUGAAAAUUUUCAAAAAGUGAAAAAUCACUGAUUUUCCACUUUUGAAAAAAUUUCACUUUGGGGCCUCGACUCCAGAAAAUUUUCAAAAAGUGAAAAAUCACUGACUUUUCACUUUUGAAAGAUUCCCACUCUGGAGACGAAGUCGCGUUCACUCUUCCCAGAGUGAAGCAAGGCCGUCGGGCCGGUGGGCAAGUUUGUGAAAGCGCCUCACGCUGCUCUUCCGCGAUUUCUUAACUACUUAUGAGCGAGCUGUAGGAGGCCUUGAGUUAAUUUGGGCAGCGGCUCCUGUUCAUGCGAGCAAGCUGCAGACUUGCAGUGUCCCUCCGAUCCUCGCACUGUUGGAAAGGCUUUCUGAGUCUCAGACGAACGAAAAAGCGCGCGCAAACUAUCGAAUUUACGCGAUUUUUGUCCCUCGAAGGCGUCCGGAGAAAUUUUCCGGCGAAAAGGGGGGGGCUUUUGCGAGUCAUGCACUGUUGCACUUCUUGCAGCUGGUGCAAGAGCAAGAGCCACCUCCUCGUCCCCUUUCUUGCUACUCCUGCACAAUCCGUUACCAAUGCACUGGCGGUACCCAAUCCGUUACCCUUGCGAACUUGUUCCCAUGCUUUGGCUGGGGUUCUUGGUGUCCAAUUUGUUCGCCCUCUGUUCCCUUAGCAGGGCGGGGUCGAGGAUCCUCCUCCUCAAUAAUAUUUGGUGGCGCUGUGUAAGUGUAUUGUUAUUGCAUCUUGUGGGGCGAUGGCUCUUCGGGAUGCUUCCCUCGUGCAGGUGGUGGCUCCGUCUAUGACAGCGAGUCUCUAUAAUGGGCACGGUGUGCUCUCGUUAUCGCGUCGAUACAAUCGUAGGCGCGCGGAUUCUUACCGGCGGUAAGGGGCUCGCGUGCUAGCCUAUAAUCUGCCCUGGGGGCUACGAUAGCGAUAUCGUUCGCCACGCGCUUCUCCGGGGUGGCUUUGCUUGUCGCCAGCCAUGGUAGGCAUUGUUAGGUCGAGUGCCUCUAGUGAGACUUAGGUGCCCGUGGAGGCGGAAGGGGGCCGCGAAGGGGCGGCUGUUCUUGCUCGGUCUUCUGUUGUUUGGCAGUAUCGGGGAGUAAGUAGUGACCUUGUUGCGGGCUUCUUUGGGUUACUGGUUGGCUUGACUCGCUGGGGACGCACUACCGGGGAUGGUCCCCUGCGUGCUCUUUCAGUUUUUGCGCCGCUGCGUCCAGGUGCAACAGCUUCUACCUUUGGUCCGUUACACGGGGCAGUCCCGCCCCGCCGGUAGGGACGUUCUCGUAGAUGUUACUCACGUUUGCUGGCUGGCGCUCGGACGCUUUUGGAUUUGUGUCACGAAGACCUCUGUAGGCGCCGGGGCGGUUUGUGCCCAGGGCAGCUACGUUUCGAGUGAUGCGGGCUUUAAGGCUUUGCUGUGUUUACUAUGGCGGAAUUGGUGUCUUCGCUAUAUUGCCGGUUCCGGAUGUAGAUGUAGUCGUGAUCUUCUUUUCCGCGGUUUCAUGGAGCUCGCCUUCCGUCCGGGCGAUGGAUUGCUCCGGAGUGGUGGCUCUGGGGCAAGUGGGGCUGGGCUGGCGCUCCUCUCCCCCCAUUCAACCACCUGCGGUGGGGUUCUGGGGGGUCUUGCCUGUUGGCCUGGUGGUGGUGGAGUGGGUCGCUCCCUGCUGCGGGAGCGAGGGUUCGACCCGCUUUACCCAGCCCCAACGGCGCGGUCCAACGGGCCGCUCGGGUGGUGGAUACCAGAUGGAAGGAACGAAACGAAAGACACAUCUACCCCGGUAGAUUCUUUUCGUGUAGUGACUGGGAUUUGGGGUCCCCCGUUCGCACUGUGUCGGCUGGCAGAUCCGUAGAAGCAAAUGCCCGUUUGCGUACUCCCCCCCUAGAGUGGGGGGGAGGGAUGUAGAGUCAUCGAUCAGUGCGUCUGGGGGACGGGAAGUAGGAAGUUUUUGCCCCCCCUCCCUCCCGAGUGGCCGCAUACGUCGAGCCGGCUAGUCCGGACAGACGUUUGGUGGUGAGGUGGGCUGGGCCUUCAGUGGCGGGUACUAGGCCCAGCCCGCUUUACCCAGCCCCAACGGCGCGGUCCCGGGUCGCUCCCUGCUGCGGGAGCGAGGGUUCGACCCGCUCGACCCAGCCCCAGGUGCAAGAGCAAGAGCCACCUCCUCGUCCCCUUUCUUGCUACUCCUGCAGCCGGGGUUCCCUAUAGCCCCUUUGCCGGGGUUCCCUAUAGGGGAAUGGAGGUUCCGGCACAAAUGCACGGCAUUAGCUAUUGGUAUUACCUUGCUCGGGCUUGGAGGGCUUGUGCCGUCUUGCCGGUUCGCUGAAAUCGAAAGCGUUUCGUUGCCAGGUUGUGUCCGUUUUGCGCUCUGUUUUACGCCGCGCGGGGACGUCAUGCCGGCGCUUUCAACGAGAGCGCUCUCUUUUCAAGAUUUCGGUCUGGGGGACCACGGUGGCACGCUCCAUUCUUGAUGUCUUUGGGCUGACUGUCAGUUGUUCCAGUUGCGGCUUGCGGCCGUGCCGGCAGUGGCCUACCUUGCGGGGGGUUGUUAGUUUGUAUACCCGGGCCAAGGUCGUAGACCUUUCCGUGUGGAUGUUUGGAGCUGGCUUACAGCACGUUGCGCACGUAUAGAGUGGCGCCCUCCUUCCUGUGCGAGGGUUUUGCUUUUUCGGGAACUCGCUUACACGGCUCCUGCUCGAAGAGCAGGCGCUCCCGCUUCUCGUUCACGCUGUUUUUGGCUGAUAGUGGGCUGCUUGCGCUUUUUUCCGGGGUGGCUAUUUUGGGGCCGGAACUAGCGACGUGCAGGUGCUCCUGGUGCGGCGUUCUCUGUCUUGGUGCUGCCGCUUGGCGUACUUUGCUUGCAGGAUUGCUUCGGUCGUUUGCCUGUCUUCCCCUUGGGGGCAAGUGGGGCUGGGGCUGGCGCGUUUCCCCCCAUUCAACCACCGGAGGUGGGGUUCUGGGGGGUCUUGCCCUGGGGGCCAGGUGGUGGUGGAGUGGGCCGGUCCCCGCUACGGAAGCAGGGCCCGGCCUGCUUCGCCCAGCCCCAUCAGGCGUUCUUGCAGCUGGUGCAAGAGCAAGAGCCACCUCCUCGUCCCCUUUCUUGCUACUCCUGCAGUGCCGUAGCAGCUGAAGCCUCGUGCUGGAAGUUGAGUAGCUGCAGUAGGUGAAUAAUUUUGAACAAGUUGAAGUUGUACUUCUAUGGACCUCCACACGAGCGAGGAGCAACGCCAACACGAAUUUUUACAUAGUGACAGCCGGAUUUAAAAACUCCAUUCCCGC
Molecule: messenger RNA, 6289 nt
Organism: Amoebophrya sp. A120
Lineage: Eukaryota; Dinophyceae; Syndiniales; Amoebophryaceae
Source: the annotation of a GenBank genome assembly